AUGCGAUCCCUCCGGUUAAAUAGAUUGAUUACUGUCGCCGCCUUAGCGCGGUCACAAUCCGGUAGUGGCAGCGGUCGGUACCAACAGCGUGAGCAGCAGCAGCAGCAGCAACAACAACAACGAUUUGGUGGUCCUCGCGAUGGUCGGCCUCUCAGGGGAAGGCCCCCGCAGAACUUUCAACAAGGUGGCUAUCGCAAUUCGUUAAACGAGCCCCAGCUCGUGGCAAAGCUACUGGAGCUCUACCCAAGUGGGAAGUCGUGGAUGCCCAUAAACAAAUGGGCCUCGUCCAUACCCGAGGAGAUUCAAGAAGCGUUGGUGGCUUUUGGUGGCCUAGCACAGUUUACUGCAUCACAAAGUAAUUUUUUUAUUGUGCGAAAAGAGAACGGGACAGUGGUUGUCUCACUUUCCACAAUGGCUUCGGAACUAUGCGCUAAAAGGGAGAAAAACAUUAAAAACGCGAGGAAAAGGCUGCCGCCUUUUCUGCCCGUCGUCGUGAUGAUUCGAGACGUCAGAGAGGACGCGACUGAGCACUUUGCGAUGUGA
This is a messenger RNA of Trypanosoma cruzi, 543 nucleotides long. RefSeq lists its product as uncharacterized. Lineage: Eukaryota; Euglenozoa; Kinetoplastea; Trypanosomatida; Trypanosomatidae. The transcript has a single exon. The record is from RefSeq and is a predicted model, not a curated record. Bases 1 to 543 code for a protein of 180 amino acids.